AUGGCCAACCACCGUGUAGAUCCGGCGACAUCUCACAUCAUGAGCGCUCCACUGGGCGAGUGGAGCCGCACCGAGUGUCUUUACAUCCAAUUGCACUGCGAACUACUCCUUGCAGUUGCGCAUCUACCUGCCGCGCCGUGUCCUUUCAUCGACGACAUCGCUCAAUUUAUUAGUUACUGUCAGUACCUCGCUGCUCCAGACGCUGCGACGGAUGAUACACCAGACGAGUCAGGUAGCGGCGUAGCGAAAGGCGUCAACACCUUCGUAGAGAAGCGAGACAAGCUAUCCGGAUUUGUUUUGUGGGCUCUUCGACAGAUGAGUCUGAAAGCGGUCAACAACAGCGAUGCAUCUAGUAUCAGCAGCAUCGAGGUCUCGCCAGCCAUGCUACGGGAGUAUCGCCAGAUACGCGAGCGACAGGGUUUGGACACGUACAUGUAUGACCCGAGGUUGUGGCCGGAGCUUUGGUCAUUUCUUCAGGAUACUGCUCGCAAGCAGUUUCCUGGAUUCAGCGAAGAUUCUACGCAGGCCGACCUCGCACAAGACGUCGACACCGACGGUAGCGCCCACGCCGUCAUCAAAUCUGGACCUUUUAACGACCCGGCGAACAUAUCAGACCGGGAGCUGAUGGAGGAGGACAAUAUAUCUACCGCGGGCGACGACGUGAACUCCGGCGCGACCGAUGAGGAAGAACAAGCAGAGCCUGGAGGCUUCGCGCAGGGUCAGGUCCGCGCUAGAUGUACAGGCACCAACAAUGACGGAACAGCCUGUCAGCGAAGAAGUCUAGAUAUUGAAGAGAAGGAUCGUGCGAGCUGGCGUUGCCAUCUCCACGAUCCGGAGAAGAAGAAGAUUACUGCAGCUGCUCGCGCGGCAAGGAACGCAGCGAAAAAGGCAGCUGCGGCAUCAGAGCCCAAGAAGCAGAAGGGUGGUAACAAGGGAGGAGAGGCAGAAGAUGCGAAGACAGGCGGAAAAUGCGCUCGGAAGGCUGAUGCAGUGGGUGGAGAAGGAGCAGGUCAGUCAUCCAAGAAGCGCUCGAAGUAA
Molecule: messenger RNA, 1038 nt
Organism: Alternaria infectoria
Lineage: Eukaryota; Fungi; Ascomycota; Dothideomycetes; Pleosporales; Pleosporaceae
Exons: 1
Coding region: 1-1038 (345 amino acids)
Source: RefSeq, a predicted model, not a curated record